UCUUGGUAAGCAGCAUUUUUCAUAGCAGCCAUUAUUGUUACUUAUUUCUUUGUCAUUUCAUUUGCAAUUUUUUCAUUCUUUAUUGGUGUUUAAUUGUGACCAUCUUUUAUUUAUUAUCACAUCAUCUUAAAUUAUAUCUGCUUACUUUGUUGUUACAUUGUUGUACGAUUUUUCAUUUCUUUCCGCUCUUCGAACUUAUAAAUUGUUUCUUCACCUCGAUCCCGGUUUAAAAGGAAGUUUAAAUUCCAAUUUUGUAACCCAACCCUUUUCUUUAAAUCGCAAAUUCUAAACUAAAAUGGCUAAGGCUCCCGCUAUCGGUAUAGAUUUAGGUACUACCUAUUCAUGUGUUGGUGUUUUUCAACAUGGUAAAGUAGAAAUUAUCGCCAAUGAUCAGGGUAACAGAACAACCCCAUCUUAUGUAGCUUUUACUGAUACCGAGAGGUUGAUUGGUGAUGCGGCCAAGAACCAGGUUGCCAUGAACCCUUCAAACUCGGUCUUUGAUGCUAAACGAUUGAUAGGAAGGCGUUUUGAUGAUCCCAUGAUUCAAUCUGAUAUGAAACAUUGGCCAUUCAAGGUUGUAUCCGUUGAUGGAAAACCAAAAAUUCAAGUUGAUUUUAAGGGUGAAACCAAGACUUUCUUCCCAGAAGAAGUUUCCUCAAUGGUUCUUACUAAAAUGAAGGAGACCGCCGAGGCUUAUCUUGGUAAACCAGUUACCAAUGCAGUUAUCACUGUUCCUGCAUAUUUCAACGAUUCUCAGAGACAGGCAACCAAAGAUGCUGGUACUAUUGCUGGUCUUAAUGUAAUGAGAAUUAUUAACGAGCCUACCGCUGCUGCUAUCGCUUACGGUCUUGAUAAAAAAGGUGCCGGUGAACAAAAUAUUCUUAUUUUUGACCUUGGAGGUGGUACUUUUGAUGUUUCUAUUCUUACCAUUGAAGAUGGUAUCUUUGAAGUAAAAUCCACUGCUGGUGACACCCAUCUUGGAGGAGAAGAUUUUGAUAACAGAAUGGUAAACCACUUCAUUGAAGAAUUCAAGAGAAAACACAAGAAAGAUAUUACUCAAAACAAACGUGCUGUUCGUCGUUUACGUACUGCUUGUGAGCGAGCGAAGCGAACCCUAUCUUCAUCUUCUCAAGCUAGCAUUGAGAUUGAUUCACUCCAUGAGGGAGUAGACUUUUACUCUACCAUCACUCGUGCUCGAUUUGAAGAAUUGUGUUCUGACUUAUUCAGGUCAACUCUCGAGCCUGUUGAGCGAUCUCUACGAGAUGCAAAAUUAGACAAGAGUCAAAUCAAAGAAAUUGUUCUUGUUGGUGGUUCAACCCGAAUCCCUAAGAUCCAAAAACUCCUUCAAGAUUUCUUCAACGGUAAAGAGUUAAACAAAAGCAUUAACCCUGACGAGGCUGUUGCUUAUGGUGCCGCUGUCCAAGCUGCUAUCUUAAGUGGUGACAAAGACGAAUCUGUCCAAGAUUUACUUCUUCUUGACGUAACACCAUUAUCUUUGGGUAUUGAAACUGCUGGCGGAGUCAUGACUCCAUUAAUUAAGAGAAACACCACCAUUCCUACUAAGCAAUCUCAGAUUUUCACCACAUACUCCGAUAAUCAACCUGGAGUACUUAUUCAAGUCUAUGAAGGUGAACGUGCUAUGACUAAGGACAAUAAUCUUCUUGGUAAAUUUGAACUCUCGGGUAUUCCUCCUGCACCCAGAGGUGUUCCUCAGAUUGAGGUUACAUUCGAUAUCGAUGCAAACGGUAUCUUAAAUGUAUCUGCCGUUGAUAAAUCUACUGGUCGGGAAAAUAAAAUUACUAUUACUAAUGAUAAGGGACGAUUAUCUAAAGAACAGAUUGAAAAGAUGGUCCACGAGGCCGAAAAAUACAAAGAAGAUGAUGAAAAGGUCAAAGACCGUGUAUCAGCAAAGAAUGCUUUAGAAAGUUAUUGCUUCAGCAUGAAGUCAACCAUGGAAGAGCCAAGUGUAGGUAGUAAAAUUUCUGAAGAUGAUAAGAAGAAAAUCAUGGACAAGGUCGAUGAAGUCAUUAAAUGGUUAGAUGCUAACCAGUUAGCUGAAAAAGAAGAAUUUGAACACAAGCAAAAGGAAUUGCAAGAUGUCUGCAACCCAAUUGUCACUAAAAUGUACCAAGGAGCCGGUGGAGCUCCCGGUGGAAUGCCCGACUUUGCUUCUGCUGGUGGUGCUCCAGGAGCCGGUGGAGCCGGAGCUGGAGCCGGAGCUGGUGCUGGUAGCGGACCAACUAUUGAAGAAGUUGAUUAAAUAAAUCAAUUUUGUUAGCCAGAUGUAAUGACGAUUUUUGUUUAAAAUCAGAUAAACCGAUUUGGUGUAACAACUAUACAUUUUUAUCGUUUCUUUAUUCAUUUUGCUCGAUUCUAUGAUCAUAAAUACAAAAAGAGUAAUGGGUGUAACAAUAAACUCCCUCCUCUAAUAAAAAUCUGAACACGCUAGUUGACUAAA
Molecule: messenger RNA, 2458 nt
Organism: Tetranychus urticae (two-spotted spider mite)
Lineage: Eukaryota; Metazoa; Arthropoda; Arachnida; Trombidiformes; Tetranychidae
Product: heat shock cognate 71 kDa protein
Molecular function (GO): ATP binding; ATP-dependent protein folding chaperone
Source: RefSeq, a predicted model, not a curated record